AUGCAUGGAGUCACUGGGCCUUAUGUGAAACGUAUUUUUGGUGAUGAGUUUGGAGUUGAUCCACAAAACUUAGUUAACUGCAACAUCAUGCCUGAUUUUGGAGGAAUGCAUCCUGAUCCUAAUUUAACUUACGCUGCUUCUCUUGUGAAUGAAAUGAAGAAAGGAAACCAUGGUUUUGGUGCAGCUUUUGAUGGAGAUGGUCUAUUUGUUCAAUACAGAGUUGCUCAUGCAAAAGGUAAAGAGAUAUUUGAAGUACCAACAGGAUGGAAAUUCUUUGGAAACUUAAUGGAUGCUAACCGUCUUUCUUUGUGUGGAGAAGAGAGUUUUGGAACUGGAUCUGAUCACAUCAGAGAAAAGGAUGGUGUCUGGGCUGUGUUAGCUUGGCUCUCUAUCUUGGCACAUCGCAAACAGAAUGUAGAAGAGAUUUUAGUUGACCACUGGAAGCAAUAUGGAAGGAAUUUUUUCACUAGAUAUGACUAUGAAAACUGUGAAACAGCACCAGCAGAGAAAAUGAUGGAGGUUUUAAAUGCUUUCAUCUCUGAUUCUUCUAAUGUUGGAAAAGUAUUUAGUCAUGAUGGCAAAAGUUACAAAAUUAAGAAAGCAGAUAAUUUUUCUUAUGAAGAUCCCAUUGAUAAAAGUGUCAGUAUGAAACAGGGCAUCCGCAUUAUUUUUGAUGAUGAUUCUCGUAUUAUCUUGCGCCUUAGCGGAACAGGCAGUAGUGGUGCCACCAUUCGACUUUACAUUGAAGGCUAUGAAGCUGAUGUCAACAAACAUCUUCUUGAUCCACAGGUUUUGUUGAAACCAUUAAUUGAAAUUGCCCUGCAAAUCUCUCAGUUACCAAAACUUACAGGCCGCACAAGCCCCACAGUUAUCACAUAG
Messenger RNA from Acanthosepion pharaonis, 879 nucleotides. NCBI's taxonomy places the organism in Eukaryota, Metazoa, Mollusca, Cephalopoda, Sepiida, Sepiidae. The record is from the annotation of a GenBank genome assembly.